Amoebophrya sp. A120 is the source of this 4664-nucleotide messenger RNA. NCBI's taxonomy places the organism in Eukaryota, Dinophyceae, Syndiniales, Amoebophryaceae. The record is from the annotation of a GenBank genome assembly.
AGACAGGCCCCCACGUCGUUCUUGCUGAAAGCAGCAUCACGCAAAUUUGUUUAUCACCUCUACUUCUACGGCACCUGAAGCUGACCAUGCCUUGAUUUUUAGCCUGCUGAACAAGUUGUAGAAAGGGAAAACUACUGCGGUGCAAUUUUUCAUCCCCGUCCCCUAGUACUAACUCUCCACAACCUCUAAAGUGGAACGAAGAAUAGAACCACUACCCUUCCUCUCCAAAACGCAGAACAACAUCAUCACCUAGUACCAGGAGGAACGCAAACAUGGGGCGUGGUCCUGGUGUUCCUCAAAAAUCUAUUUCGGCGGCUGUGGCUAUCGUGAAGAUUUCUGGUGCUGUCGGCGUUUCGGUUGGGGGAAAGAUGCCGCUGGCGGCAAAGAAAACCAACUAUCGCGGCCAUGAAAAUACAGCGUUAUUCAAGCUGCAAAGGAGCGCAGCAGCGGGUCGGGGUCCUCCGGGGGCAGAUGAGGCAGAAGACGCGCAACUUCGGCGUACUAGUUCUGUUCUACUCGAAGGUGGCAUGAUCAACAAGAUGACAAAAAGCGCGCAAGAUGGCAAAAAAGAUGCUGCCGGCUGUGGGGGGACGAACAGCACGGCAGUUACUUCUGUUGACGGCAGCGAGUUCUCAACUACCCUCCUCGAGUGUUCCCCUGGAGCGGUUGACUCGUCGGAAAGUCAAAUUCAUCCGGAUCGCUCUUUCGGAGAUUCUGGACCGACUGCUAUCUGGAGUAAAAACGUUCCCACCUCCACCUGGCUGCUUCCCAAAGUCAGGAUGGACAUAAUUCUGCAAGACAGGAGGGCCAGAACAAGUAGUUUUGGCACACCGUACUUAUGUAUAAAAAAAAGCUUGGGUUUGAUAUUCAUUGCAGUGUAGUCGUGCGUUGCUGGUUGUAGUGAGUCCAGACGCCUCUGCCUCAACACAGAUCCGAUGCCUUUAUGCCAAAGCGGCGGCAAAUAUGGAAGAUUACCGCACUUUUACAACAGGAGAUCACUCUUAAACACAAGGACAAGUAGAAAAUGCCACUCAUGGCGUCGAGCUACAUGAGAAAUAUCAUGAGGAUGCAAAUUGGCAUGACAAGUCUGCUAGGGCGGUGGGACCGUUUUAUUUACAAAGCAUAUGCGCGUGCCAGAAAAAGAUCCAGCACGUGGCACCCCUGACAGCGGAGUCAAGCUCGGAAGAGAAGGAAGCACUUGGAAAGGCAUGCCUCGCUAUGCACUGCAAAUAUGUCCGAGUGAGGGUCUGGAAACUUGUAAUACUGAAUUCUGCUUCUGCAGCUUCUGAACAGUGUCAGUGAAGAAAAUGCACGGCCAAGCCGUGUGAGAAAUAAAUAAGUAUAAAAUAUUUAUAUGCGCGACCACUCAGUGUUGCGUUUUGGUUUUGACAGUAACUCGCUCGCCUGAAGAAGCGAGCACACAAUUGGUUUUCCGCAUGACACGCAAAAGCGUCCGCCCCUGUACAUCACGCUCACGCAACAUCACAGACCCUCUUUCUAGUCUAACCAUACCGUACCAUGAUGCCAGACAAGCACGACAAACCUCCUUGCAUCGUUCCAGACCCAGACAUAUUUGCAAUGCAUACUAGCGGAUCCCAAGGAGUGCUGGUUUGACGAACCUUACCAUGGUGAGGGCUUUUACCCGGGGGACUGCAAAAGCUGGGUGGAUGAUGCGUGGGCGGGAUGUCGGCGUCUCGAGAAGACGGAAAGACCUCUGGAUGGUGUUGCCAACAAGGUACGGCCAGCCUGCGAUCAGUAUGAGAGUGCACGACGUUCUUGAACUUUUUACUCCUCCCCGCCGAUUUGAAGGGCAGCACGCGCAGCAAGGAGAACUACACAAGCUGCAGCGCGAGAUGAAAGUAGAACGUGGCCUCCGCAUGAGCAGGACUCAUUUUCCGCACACAGAUUGUAAUACUGUUUGAGCUGCACCUGCAGGUUCCGAAAUUUUUUAUGCACACGACAGAGCCUAAAGUAAACGUAAACCUACAGGAAAGUAGCUGUGGAUUUGGUAUUUCAAAAUGCAGGACAUUAUUAAGAAAUGAGGGAGGGCGGGGGGGUUCAGGUUCUUGUUCUUCGUUGUGCGCUCUCAUAAGGGGGCGGGAGCCUCUGCCUCGACCUGCAUGUGGAUGGAGAAAACGAAAUGGGCGGCAGCUAGAGCAAACGUCACCAGCUCCGCGGAGCUUUUCUAUUUGAAACUGGAAGCGGAAAGCUCUAUUGCCCUUCAGACCGGUGGACAUUUCCUCACUUCGGAAGCCGGCGAGGGGUGGUGCACGGUGAGUACUACCGUUACUCCCGCCCCUCUUGUUGUGCCGCAAUUCAUAUGCAUUGCAAAAGUUUCGGACUAGUAUAAACCAGCCAUGCUCCGGCUGCCGCCGGAGCGCAAGGCUGUUGGGCCGGGGCAAGACUGUUUGCCGAUAGGACCACAACCCCGCGGGCCUAUGCACAACGAAACAUAUUGCGCCGCGCCAACCCGCAGGACCACUUGCGCGCUUCCCGCGCCUGUGGGCGCUCUGCGCAGGGAGCAGCUGCAAAGACCACCGGGGGCGAACAGAAGCCGCCCGGCGGGAGAGGGUAGCGCGAGAGGGUGGCGCGAGAGGGUGGCGCGGAAAGGCGCCGAACAAAACAGCUCCGCGAAUGGCCUGCAGUGCCAAAUAUGGGUAGUGCCAUGCGGAUUCGCGCCCGCUUCUUUGUGUUUUACCCUCUCGCAGACCUCUCGCAGACCCUCUUUUCGACCUCUUUUGGGGGUCCCCGCUAAUAAUCCGGCUAUACUCGCGGGUAGAGGUCGACAGAGGUGGCCGAGAGGUGGCCAAGAGUGAGGGUCCGCGAGAGGUCGCCCCUUAUUCGCGCCACCUCUCGCCACCUCUGUCGACCUCUCGCGCCCCCUCUUUUUGACCUCUCUGCACCCUCUGAGGCACUUAGGCGCCGCCUUAAGGUGGGUCCUUCGGCGGGCUAUACUCGCGCACCCUCUCGCCGACCCUCUCGAAAGGUAGGGGUCCCGCUCCACCUCUCCACCUCUGUCGACCUCUUUUUUACCUCUUUUGACCUCUUUUUGACCUCUCGGCCACCUCUUGUUUACCCUCUGUCUACCUCUUUUUUCGCAUGAAUAUAAUAUGUAGUAAUUGCAUUACCAACGUUGGCAAGAAGAGAAGUGGAAUUUGUAAUACUGUUUUAUUACCUUAGCCUUAGGCAGAACAUAACAUUUGCCAUGCAUAUUUUUAGCAAUCCAAUUAGUACGAGUACGAUACUUUUGCACAGGAUAAUUCAUCGCUACCCUUCCCGAUACCGACUGCAAAUAUGUCUGGGUCUGGAGGGAUGCAGGGUUUGUCAUGCUUGUCUGGCAUGACUGCAGAGUCUGUGGUGUGUGUCCAAGAAGAGACCGCCUACGCGUCGAACACGUUGUUGUAGGCACGAAAAUUAUAUUUCGCAUGCUUGGCUGUGCAUUACUGUAGAGCACUCACUAUGUCCAACUCAGCAUUAGAAGUUUCCCGACCCAGACAUAUUUGCAUUUGAUACCCGAUCUCCCGAAACAAAAAUUCAACUGCGACUCGUACGGGAUUCUCAAGCGUUGCGUUCUCAGCUGUUUUGUAUCGUUUGGCAUGCAAAAUGACCAUCGGCAUUUGCAUUGACAUGAUGAAUAAGCCACUUCGCAUGACAAAUCUUCGAAGGGUCAAAUAGCAUGGAGAUGAUCCACCGGGCAACGGUAUUGGUAAUGCGAGAAGCGCAAGUGCAAGGAGCGCCCCCCUUGCACUUUUACUAUUCUGGCAUCACAACAGCUGCAGCUGUAACCGUUGAAACUCGCAUAACACACUGUGGGGCGACGCGGUCGAGUGCGAGUACUACGGUUGCGACGCUGGACCGAUUCCCAUGGACGCUGGGUCCGGUCUUGCGAAAUGCAGCGGCGAUGUGGGCGGAGGGGUGACCCUCCCCGAUGGCAAGAUUCCCUGCGACAAACUUCUUUCGCAGGAAGACUGCGAAGGCGCUGCUACCCCGGGGACCCAAUCGUGCGAAUGGAAGCCGGAGGCGGAGGGCGAGACCGCGAAGUGUGAAGAGAGCACGUCGUCGCAGUCGUGAAGGAGUACUACUAUAGUACAUCAACUCGUGCUGCGACGCUACAACCGGGUCGAUGUAGUGGGAAGUACAACUGGCUUUUUCAUCAUCCCGAAAAAUGGUAUAGUACGGCUAACAAGAAGAUACUAUAACACCGAGGCGCUUGUCGUUGUCCUUGUUUUUAAUUUUAUUGAAAAUGAAACUUUUAUUUCUUUGUAUGGGCCCUUCCUCUUUGUCGUUCUUUAUUCCCUUGUUCCGUCGCCCUACCUUGUCCUCAACCUGAUCCUACACUGCCGCCGCGGGUAGGGUGAAAGUAAGCGCUUCAGAUGUAGUGGGUCGGUUUCUUCAUUCCGAUUUGUUUGCAAUUUCCUUUUUUUGUUUCACCUGUACUUUCUACGUUUCUCUUCAUUUUUUCAUGGAACUGCGGCACCGACGAUGCCAGUCCAUCAUUUUUAAGCACUUGCUUUUUUUGCACUCAUUUUGAUUUUCGUCACAAUGGUCAAGUACUGGUAGCACAUUGUUGAGACACAGUGUGCUAGCCACUUACUCUCAGGAACUCAAUUAGCACGUACAACAGUCACUCGCUCGCCUAAAGAAGCGAGCACACAAUUGAUUUU